UCAGUACGAGCUCGCGGCCUUUAGAUCUUUUUGUCUGAGAACUGGAUCCCGCUGCCGCUCUACAGUGUGUGCGAUUGCUCGGAGCCGCGUCCGUAACACACUGUCAAACCACUCCAAACCAAUACAAUUGCUACCAAAUUUAUUCGCAUUACAUCCUUUACUAUGGCGAUUUUGGAUUCCCGUUAGAAUUGGUCGUAUUUCUCAAUGAUCGUUAGAACUUAGUGUGGGGAGAAUUGGCUUGGUUUCUGUGUGCAUCGGUCUUUAUUAGCGAGCUGGCGCUCUUGCCAUUAGAUAUUUCUUUAACUUUUUAAACACUCAGCUUCGCGAAUGACUGAGCGCCGGCGGAGUAUGGGAUCCUUGGUGUCUUAGGAAGCAACCGAGUGGGGUUUUAACCGUUUUACAUGCAAAAACAAUGGCAAAUUCGACGGGAAAAAAUCUACCAGAUCAGCGGAGGAAAGGGCUGGCGUUCCUGGAUGAGCUGCGGCAAUUUCACCAAAGCAGAGGAUCACCGUUUAAAAAGGUCCCUAUCGUGGGUGGAAAAGAGCUGGACCUCAAUGCUCUUUAUAUCAGAGUCGUUUCUUUAGGUGGAUUUGCUAAGGUUUCUGACAAGAAUCUGUGGUCUGAACUUGGAGAAGACUUCAACUUUCCAAGGAGUUGUUCCAAUGCAGCAUUUGCUUUAAAACAAUACUACCUUAGAUAUUUAGAGAAGUAUGAAAAGGUCCAUCACUUUGGUGAGGAUGAUGAAGAGGUGCAGCCAGGAAAUCCUAAACCAUCUCUUCCAAUUGGUGCAAUUCCUUGCUCCUAUAACUACCAGCAACACACUGUAUCAGACUAUCUCCGCCAAAGCUAUGGACUGUCCACAGAGUUUGCACCAACAUGUGACUACAACAAACUGGUGCUCUCUCUCCUGUCUGGACUGCCCAAUGAAGUGGACUUUGCGGUCAAUGUUUGCACUCUCCUCUCCAAUGAGAGCAAGCAUGCCAUGCAACUGGAGAAAGAUCCCAAACUCAUCACAUUGUUGCUGGCACAUGCAGGGGUUUUUGAUGAUUCAUUAGGUACUUUCUCAGCUGUAUUUGGGAUGGACUGGAAGGAGAAAACUACACGUGACUUUGUGAAGUUUUGGAAGGAUGUUGUGGAGGAUGCUGAAGUCAGGGACCUCAUUUGGGACAAGGGCAGUCCUGGACAGGAUGGCAUGUUAUGGGACGAACGUUGCAAUGCUCUCUUCCAUCCUCUUCGUGACCUUGGCAUCAGUGACAUGGAGGGGCAGCGCGUCUUGCAGGUGGCAGUCAUCCUACGGAACCUCUCAUUUGAGGAGGCAAAUGUCAAAUUGUUGGCAAUUAACCGCACCUGCCUGCGCUUCCUCCUGCUUUGUGCCCACUGCAACUUCAUCUCCCUUCGACAGUUGGGAUUGGACACUCUGGGUAACAUGGCAGGAGAGCUCCAAUUAGAUCCAGUUGAUUUUCGGACUACCCACAUAAUGUUUCACACCAUCACCAAAUGCUUGAUGUCCAGGGACAGGUUUCUCAAAAUGAGGGCCAUGGAGAUCUUGGGCAACCUGAGCAAGGUUGAGGAUAAUGGCAUGCUGAUCUGCGAGUAUGUGGACCAUGACUCUUACAAGGAGGUGAUUGGCCUGCUCUCCCUGCCAGACCUCAUGCUCCUCAUGGCUUCCCUGGAGGUACUCUACCUACUGGCGGAGCUGGGAGAAAUCCCCUGCAGCAAGAUUGCUUCUGUGGAUAGGAGCGUAGACCUUCUGGUGCGAUUAGUAUCAGUAGACCUGCACACAUUUGGACCUGAUGCUCUGACGGCAGUGAGGAUAAUGGAGCACCAGAGUGCUGGCAGCAGCCAGACGGCAGAGGUGCGGCCACAGCUGGUGGAGCAGGUGCCUGCACCAAUGCAGGGGGCUCCCAUGCCUGCAGCAAGAGUUCCUGUUCAGUCCACUCCACCCGGUAUUAUGGAACUUGAUGGAGAGAAGUUUACAAUACAAUGGAUGAAUGCACACUUUGAGGCCAACCCUGACAGCUUUGUGUCUCGAUCAGACAUGUACUCUGAGUACUUGGCCAUCUGUAAUAAGAUGGGACGUGGUGGUAUCCUGACUUCUUCUAGCUUCCUCAAAUGUCUACGGACCAUCUUCCCAAACCACACAGUAAAGAGGCAAGAUGACCCUAAGCCAAACUCACCGGUCCACAUACUGGUCAUGGGGGUGAGGCGGCGGGCAAUCCCACUGCCCAUCCAGUUGUAUUACCAGCAGCAACCCAAUAAUGCACCACCACUGGGACAUCGACAUGAGGGCCCCGUCGAACAGCCCCCCUCAGGCUUACCUCCUGGACUCCAGUUUGCACAGCACCCUAUCCCCAGCCUUAAUGCCAGUGGGGCUUCUCCACAGGUGGCCUCUCCCACUCCAGAAGUACCACACAUGGCUCAGACAACUGUUCCCAGGCUCCCACAGCAGCAGCUACAUCACAACUCUCUCAUCAUGGUCCAGCAGCAGGCCCGCUCUGGGGAUAUCCUUAAAUCAGCAAUGAUGCAAAGUUCUAUCCCAUCUUCACCUGUCAUUCAGAACCACUUCCCCUCUCCGCAACAGCAGCAGCCGCAUUUAGGCCACCAAUCCGGCCCCGUCCUCCCUCCUGGUACCCCGGUGACGCUGAUUCAGCAAGUACCACAGGGCCACAUCCUCUCAGCGAGGGUGCAGGGCUCAUGUCCUCCCAUGGCCCAGCGCCCACCUGCACCUCAUACACCUCCCCUGACAGUUCAAUCAGGACUUCAGCAGGACACAACUGGACACUCGGCAACUCCUCACUAUGGCCCAGGUGUGUCAGUUCCCUCUUCGACGCUACAGAACUUCCAGAUGGGAGGAGGUCAGGUGUUUACCAUUGCAGGUGUACCCAAUACCCAGGGUUCCCGGGUCACUUUUCAAAAUAUUGCACCCAAACCAGCUCCAUCACAGGAUGGUGGAUCCAUGUCUACAACAGCCACUCCUGGCCAGCCCCAACAGUCCAGUGUUGUCAUAAUUAGCCCCAAUGCGCAACACAGCCCGACAUACAACCCAGCCAUCCACCAGAUCGUGCUUGGAAAUCCCUCUGUCAUGCCUGGUGCCCAGACUAUCCAGCUAGCAGGGCAGCCCGGAACUAGUUCCAACCCUUCAUCCUGCCCUCCCACACCCAUCGCCCAGGUCCAGAGUCAUCUUCCUCUCAGCCAGAUGCCAUCAGUCAAACAUCAGCAGCAGAUCCACCCUCAACCCCUUCCUCUGUCUCCUCAGCCACCUCCUGCCCAACCUACCUCCACUGAGUCCAGUUUGAUCAAACAGUUACUGCUUCCAAAGCGAGGGCCCUCCACACCGGGAGGGAAGCUUAUUCUCCCCGCACCGCAAGUACCCCCUCCCACCAGCACUCGAGCAUCAAGUUCCCAGGUGCUGUACCAGCAACCUCAGCAGCUCAAUGUUCAAUUGGUGCCUGGCUCGAUCCAGGCCCAGGGUGCCCUCCAGACAGUCCAGCUUCUACCAGGACAACUCCUCUCUACCAGCAGUUCGGCCACAAUCAUCCAGGCUCCAGCACCUGGGGGCCAGGUCACUUUUACUGUGGUGCCCAACACGAGCUUCACCACCUCUGCGGCAGCCGCCACGGUCAGCCAGGGUGCUGUCACUCCAGGCAUGCUUCUACCGCACCAAACAGGGAGUGUAACAGGGGGACCACCACCACCCCUCAGGGGUGACAAGAUCAUAUGCCAGAAAGAGGAGGAGGCCAAAGACGCCACAGGCCUGCACAUCCAUGAGCGCAAAAUUGAAGUGAUGGAGAAUUCAUCACUGGCAGAAGGGGGAGCUCCAGCUGGAAAAACGAGCAACGGGGACCUGGCAGGGACCAAGCUGCUAAAUGGAAGGAAGUGUGUAGAUUCUAGUUUACCUCCAUACUACUCAGGGAACAGCCAGGGGGUGGUUAACGGGCCAGCUAGCGAGGUCUUCCCCACCAAUGGGAGGCAGCAGGACUUACAGGAGGGACAUACUGACCCAAAAAAGACUCUUGUCAAUGGGGUUUGUGACCUUGAUCGCGGGGACACCUCUAAUGCUGGCACCCACUUUAACAGAAUCAUUCCAAAUCGCAUCGCUUCCAAACACUUCGGAAAUGGGGAGGUGCCCUCUCCCCAGACGCUGCAGGAUACUGUCCAGCAGCCCCCACCUCCACAGCAGGACACUGCCAAAGCUGAGCCAGUAGAACGCCUGGCAAAUGGGCCCCAAAUGGUGUGCAACAAAAGUUCAGUUGAACUGUCCAAUGGGCCAUUGGGGCUCAACUCCGCUGCUGUGCCCAUGCUAAGGCAACAGCUGGUUCCCAAUGCUGCACCUACCAACAUCACUGUCAACUCUCAUAAUCCUGCUGGGCUACGGACUGUGCCGGCUAAUGGAGGCAGUGGUGAAGGACGGGCACCUAAGAGGCCGGCAGAGGAUGAUGACCGGGGCAAUACAACCUCAGGUAUCCCCAGCAAGGUGGGGGUACGUAUUAUUACCAUCAGUGACCCAAACAAUGCCGGAAGCAGCUCCACCAUGGUUGCUGUGCCUGCUGGAGCAGACCCAAGCACAGUAGCCAAAGUAGCAUUAGAGAGCGCCACACAUCAGAGAAACUGCUCUCCGCCACAGGCAGCCAGCACCAUGCCUGGCAUGACGCCAUCUUCACCCCCUGCUAUACAGCAGACUGAUCAGGCAGGCAGCCCCAGAUUGAACUCCUCUAUAUUGCCACGACACGCCUCACCAGGUCCCUCAGAGCAGAUCAGAAAAACAGGACAAAACUUCAAGUGUCUGUGGCAAUCAUGUAAACGGUGGUUUGAGACUCCAUCACAAGUUUUCUACCAUGCAGCUACCCAGCAUGGCGGUAAGGACAUGUAUGGUGGCCAGUGCCUAUGGGAAGGAUGUGAACCCUUUCCACGGCAAAGACUGUCUUUCAUAACCCACUUGCAGGAUAAGCACUGUUCUCGGGAUGCCUUGUUAGCAGCAAUGAAAAUGGAGGAACAGAAACAGGGCAUCAAUCAGACAACUUCCAAGCCUCAGUCAGUAGCAUGCAGCACUCCAACACCGCGAGCUCAGAAAGCUAUAGUCAAUCAUCCGAGUGCAGCUCUUAUGGCCCUGCGCAGGGGUUCUCGAAACCUGGUGUUCAGAGACUUCACUGAUGAAAAAGAGGGACCAAUGACAAAACACAUAAGACUAACUGCUGCCUUAACUCUGAAGAACAUCGCAAAGUAUUCAGAUUGUGGUCGGAAGUUAGUAAAGAGGCAUGAGAAUCACCUCUCUGUGCUGGCACUCAGUAACAUGGAGGUCUCCACCACGCUCGCCAAAUGCCUUUACGAACUGACGCGCUCGCUGCAGGCUUGAGGCUAAAGGGACAACUCCUCAACCCAUCAUCAGAGAAGAGGGAAAAUGCUCACCGCAAAAUGAGCACACGCUAGGGCAGCAGCUCUCUACUGGAACUAAACCGGUCUGCUACACCUCCCUAACACCCACCUUGUGUGCGUGAAUCCUAUUCUGCCCCACUCCACACAACAAACUGCCAUGGGGUCUUCCACCAGCCUCCCAAAAGGGGGAGCUUUAUAGACAGCUGCCAUGAGGGACUACAAAAAAAACUAAAUGCGAGCACAUUUUUUUGUAAACCUGGGACUGUUUGCAAGGAAUUGGUGUGAGUUGGCAGAAAGAUAUGGAUUUAUGGGGAGUUGGGUGACAGAAGGAGAUGGGUCACAAAUUGGAGGAGCAUCAGCAGGUGACUGGCGCUGUUGUUUUUGUUUAGAACUUGGUAGCUUGGUUUUUCUUACUUGAGUCGAUAUAUUUUCACUUAUUUAUUAUUGAAAUGAAUACCCUUACAAUUAAUGAACAGAAUUGUGUAAAUAUUUGUGAAUAUAUAUAAAGAAAAUCCUCUUUCAAGCCGAUACAGCCACUGGAGAACUUGCUCUGUGGAGUAAUAGAAGCAUUACUUUGGUAGAAUUUAACAGUAUGGUUUUUCUUUGUUUGCUUUUUUAUGAUCCCUGGUUACUUGUAUCUAAUGUGAUUCUAUACUCAGCAGUGAAUGAAUGUACUUAAAACCUGUAAAUACUUCUGCAAAGGUACUGAUGCUGUAAAGUGUAUGGAAGGGUAAAGCAGUUUUUUGUGGAACUGUGACUUUUUUUGUAUAAAAAUACCUUGUAGAACUCAUUUUGCUGGCUGAAAGAGUAUGGAAUAAUAUAUCUGUUCAUUUUGUAAAAGAAAUAUUGAAGGUAUUCCUACACACACACACACACACACACACACAAAACCUAACAUGUAUCCACUGUAAACGUUUGUCAUGUACGAGCACAGUGCGCGUACCAAAUUUUUUUGUAUUUGUAAAUUGGUUUAAAUACAUGGAGUUUUAUACAGGUUUUCUCCUGUGUUCUUUUCUUUAUGUGCAGGUAUAAUAUUUUCUUCACUACUUUUUUCUAUCUUAAUAUAGUGUGGAGUUUUAUUGUACUAUUUUUUCAUUCUUAAUACCAUGUCACAUUCCGGCUCACGUCUUCAGACUGUCCUCUCUACGAUGUAUUGUGUAACAUUUAUGACUGCCUGUUGUGUUAGCAUCCGAGCGGGGAAACCCACCCAUCCUCAUUUCUGCGGUGUCAGUAGGAUGUGCGAUAUACAUAGACAUAACAAUCUGUUAGAGAUUGGCUUUAUUUACUUUGGUGACUGUUUAUAGUUUUUAAAUAAAAAAAAAUUGAAUAUUU
This is a messenger RNA of Hypomesus transpacificus, 6705 nucleotides long. It is a transcript of the gene arid2, whose product is annotated as AT rich interactive domain 2 (ARID, RFX-like). Gene Ontology annotation, molecular function: DNA binding. Gene Ontology annotation, biological process: regulation of DNA-templated transcription. Lineage: Eukaryota; Metazoa; Chordata; Actinopteri; Osmeriformes; Osmeridae. The transcript has 21 exons. Bases 413 to 5353 code for a protein of 1646 amino acids. The record is from RefSeq and is a predicted model, not a curated record. Gene Ontology annotation, cellular component: SWI/SNF superfamily-type complex.